Messenger RNA from Melospiza georgiana, 939 nucleotides. Its product is annotated as WAP four-disulfide core domain protein 3-like. The transcript is spliced from 6 exons. Gene Ontology annotation, biological process: innate immune response; antibacterial humoral response. Gene Ontology annotation, cellular component: extracellular region. Lineage: Eukaryota; Metazoa; Chordata; Aves; Passeriformes; Passerellidae. Bases 1 to 939 code for a protein of 312 amino acids. Gene Ontology annotation, molecular function: peptidase inhibitor activity. The record is from RefSeq and is a predicted model, not a curated record.
AUGCUGGGCCACCCCACCCUUCUGGUGCUCCUGGCACUGCUCACCCUGGCCCAGCAGCACAGCCCCAGGGUCCAGGGCGCUGCCCUCGCCCUCCCUGCAUCCCCACACGGGGCCCUGCAGGGACACUGGACCCCCACUGCCCCCCCUGCCCCCCCCAAAGUGGGUGAGUGCCCGGCGGGGGCGAGCGGAGCCCCCUGGCCCCCCAGCCUGUACUGCCUCUCCGACCAUGGCUGCCCUGGUGCUGAGAAGUGCUGCCAGAGCGGGAAGGUCUGGACCUGCCUCCUGCCCACCACAGAGAGCCCAGGAUACUGCCCCCGUGCUGGGAGUGCCAUCGGGCCCAGCUGUGGGACAAGAUGUCACAACGACACCUCAUGCCAGUCAGGGGAGAAGUGCUGCCCCCGCGGCUGCUGCACCCGCUGCGUGCUGGCUGAGCCAGCCAAACCUGGGCUCUGCCCACGGAAGCGUGCCCAGAGCAGAGCUGCUGCCUGCCCCAACCGCUGCACCGAUGACCGGGACUGCCCUGGGGAGCACAAGUGCUGCUUCUCUGGCUGUGGGCUGGCCUGCACCCCUCCAGACACAGGGAGCCACCAUGCCACAGCAAAGCCUGGUGUGUGCCCCAUGGUGCUGCGGGGCUCCUUGGGGCCCUGCCUGGAGCUGUGUGACACUGACAGUGACUGCACUGGGGACAGCAAGUGCUGCACCACUGGCUGUGGCCACAUCUGCAAACCACCCACCAAGGGUAAGCCACCAGCACCCUGUGGGGAUGAGACCCCUGUUCUCUCUCCACAUGCAUGGCCAGGUCUCUGUUCCCCUGCAGCAGAGGGUGAUCAGGCAGCCAAGUGCCUCCUCCUGUGCCUGCAGGACAAGGACUGUGAUGGCACCAGCAGUGACUCCAAUGCUUCUGGUCAUGGUCCCUGGCACCCCCAGCUGGGACAUUAA